Ananas comosus (pineapple) is the source of this 810-nucleotide messenger RNA. Its product is annotated as N-acetyl-beta-glucosaminyl-glycoprotein 4-beta-N-acetylgalactosaminyltransferase 1-like. Bases 1 to 810 code for a protein of 269 amino acids. NCBI's taxonomy places the organism in Eukaryota, Viridiplantae, Streptophyta, Magnoliopsida, Poales, Bromeliaceae. The record is from RefSeq and is a predicted model, not a curated record. The transcript is spliced from 2 exons.
AUGGACCGCACGACCUCCGCCCAUGGACGGCCUCAGCUCGGGGCUCCCCCGCGAGCACACGCCGCCGCCGAGCUUCACCAUCUCCGCGGCGCUCCUCCGCGUCGUACUCCGCGCCUAAGCGCGGGGUCCACCAAACCCCAAUCCCCGCCGCCGGCGCCUCCGCAGCAGCUUCGUGGCCGAUCGCGGCCGUUCAGAGCACUCCAGCGGAGAACGCCUCGGCGCCGUCGCCGUCCCGCGCUAAGCUCUGUCGCGGCCUCCGUCCGCCCCGCCGCCGCCGCCCCCGCCACGCUCGAGAUCCCGCCGGAACAGCGGCAGAGCUCCGCGGCGAACGAAGGCGCACGGCGGGCCGCCAGCGGGGGGCGACAGGGCGCGGUCCGGGCUCGUGGGUGGACGGAUCAUCCGCGACUCUGCUGCAGGCAGCGCGACAGCCCCGGUGUCAAAUCCCGCAGCCCGCGCGGAUCUCGAGCCGCGCGGCGUGCGGGGGGCGGCUGCGGCGCAACGAGGGCGCGGCAGGCCGCGGCGGGGCGAGCGAGGCUCGCGGCGUCGCGGAGCAGCAGCGGCGGCGAAGCUUUUGCCGCGGCGACGGGCCCCCGAGCGAGCUCUGCGCGGAAUGUUGUAAUGGUGGAGCUCCGCCGGGCAGCAGCACGAGGAGUGGGACUGACGACGACGGCGGCGGCCAUGAGUGCCGGUGCUACUGCUGCGAAAGAGGAUGAGGGCGGCGGCGCGGGGCGCGAACAACCGUCGUUGGAGGAAGCGGAGCGGGAGGGGAGGGGAGGCGAGGCGGCGGAGACGAGGCGGAGGGGAGUGUGA